Orbicella faveolata is the source of this 4177-nucleotide messenger RNA. Its product is annotated as integrin alpha-8-like. The record is from RefSeq and is a predicted model, not a curated record. Gene Ontology annotation, biological process: integrin-mediated signaling pathway; cell-matrix adhesion; cell-cell adhesion. Gene Ontology annotation, molecular function: integrin binding. Lineage: Eukaryota; Metazoa; Cnidaria; Anthozoa; Scleractinia; Merulinidae. Gene Ontology annotation, cellular component: external side of plasma membrane; integrin complex.
UAAAAUGCGUCGGGGUUGGAAUACAAUGCAUAUCACCCCUGUUUUCAGCUUGCAUUUUGCGUGAAGAACAAUCUCAUUAAUCAUUUUAGCCUGUUCUUCUGAUAUGAUAUAUUGGCUAGAAGUAUUUGAUUAUUUAGCCGGGGUUUUCGUACUUUCCACAAGGAUAAAAAAGAGCCAACGAGGCUUACAUGUAUUCUUCAGUACAACCAAGAGAAAAUGAAAUCUUGGUACAGCCUGUGUUUUGUUCGCACUAGCUACGCGUUCAGCUUCAGGUCACACUAGUCACACACAGGUCACGAAAUCUCUUCCACCGCCCGCGGGCAUGAACGUCAGUGGUCAAAUACUCCUCUGCUAGCACAACCUUGGAAACAACAAAGCUUGUUCGCCUUCACUUGCAGAGUUUUUUGCUAUCUACCACCGUGUAUGAGAGGUACGACAAACCUGAUACUUCCAGUUUCAAUCAGCUGUUGAGGAGGACGGGUGUUUGUUUUUGUCUUUUUUGGCAGGGCGCUGAAAAUCGUGCCCUCGAGGGAACGCUCUCGAAAACGUGACAGCUGUAACAUUUAGUACACAAGAACUUGAAAGUCAUUAAGAAUUCCAUUUAAAUAUUUCUUUUCUCUUCUCUGUUCCGCGGGCAACAGGUAAAGAACUUUUCAGUUUCGAGUGUCCAAAACUUUUGUCGAUUUGAACCGCAAAUACGAAAGCUUUGAACGGGAAGGGAUUAGAACGAAUCCGGCAUCAAGAUCGUCACCACCGCCUGUUUAUGACGGAUUGAUAUCUAUCUGGCAUCACGACUUAUUAGACUUAUAUCUGGCAAGCUAGUCAGCUGUGUGGAUGAUUUUAGAUCGAGAAGAUUAAAAUAGCGACGGCGGACGCAAUAUAGAGUUCUGAAGUGGACCUCCCCUCUGAAUCAAGACGAAAAAUGAACAGGCAGCUGUUGGUUGCGUUAGUUUGUUUACUCCAAUCUGUUGGAAUUUGUGGCUUCAACGUAGAUAUAGGAUCAGCUGUUGUAUUCAAUGGACCUGCAGGAAGUGAAUAUUUUGGCUUCUCUGUUGCUCUUCAUUCACAACUAAACAAACACUGGGUAUUAGUUGGUGCACCACUCAGCAAUGUAACCAGUAGGUCAGAUGGUUCUACAUUACGAAGAUAUGGGGCUGUGUACAAAUGUGAAUAUACUGGCACAAGUGUACCAUGUACAUACAUUCCUGUUGAUAACACUCCUGUCAGAACAGAACCAGCCACUUUAAAUAAUCAGCCAGUUGUGAUUGACCUGGAGGAGAAGAGUGGACAGUGGCUCGGCGGCACAGUUCACAGUACAGGCACAAAUGGCAAAGCAAUGGCUUGUGCUCCUAGGUACAUUUAUCGAGGUCGGCCUCCAAAUCCUGAUGGAGACUUGCAAUAUCGCUGGCCACUCGGAAAGUGUUUUCUUAUAUCGGGAGACCUUUCAUUUCCAACUGCCACUCGCGAGCCUUGCUAUGAUGAACAAAAAGGCAAUAAUCAUUAUGGUUAUUGUCAAGCUGGAAUCAGUGCAGAAUACACUGUUGAUGGUGCAGAUGUUCUAAUGGGAACAGUUGGGGUGAGAAGAUGGAAAGGUGGAUUAGUCCUUACCAGUGCUAGUGGAGGCUCAGCUCCUUACACUUUAUCACCGCAAGAUCAAAUUGACUUUGGAGAUUACAUGGGUUAUUCAGUCACUAGUGGACAUUUUUCCAGCCCAUCAAGAAUAGAGCUUGUGGGUGGUGCCCCAAGAGCUGCGACAUUAAAGGGAAAGGUGCUCAUUUAUGAUGUUUCUGAUGACCAGCCUAGACAGAUCUUUGUGAGUUCACAAUUGCCGCAACCCAAAGAUAUACCGAUUGGAACCUAUUUCGGAAGUGUUGUGUGUGCAGUGGACCUUGACAGUGAUGAGUACACAGAUAUCCUUGUUGGUGCGCCGUUCUACACCCACGUAAAGGAUGAAGGACGGGUAUACAUCUAUUUGAAUAAUAAACAGGGAGCACUUAAUUUACAAGACAAGGUCCUUGAGGGAGAUAAAAAACCGAAUGCCCACUUUGGCGAAGCCAUUGCUGCAGUUGGUGAUCUAAACAAGGAUGGGUUCCAAGAUGUCGCUAUUGGAGCUCCAAUGGAAGGCGAUGAUGGAAGUGGUGCAGUGUAUAUUUAUCAUGGAAGCAGCAAAGGAAUAGAGACCCAGUACAGACAGAAAAUUUUAGGUUCAACAGUUAAAUCUGGACUCAAGAAUUUUGGGUUGUCAAUUUCUGGAGAUGUUGAUGUGGAUGGCAACAAAUAUCCUGAUAUUGCUGUUGGCGCUUAUGGAUCAGAAAAUGCCAUUAUCUUGAGGACAAGGAGGAUCGUGAAUGUGAACGCUGCCAUUAAACUGAGCGAAUCGCAGAUAACCUUGGAAAGCAACGACAGCUUGUGCGACUUAGAAGGCGCUAAAAUAAAAUGUUUAAACAUGACGUUGAGAUUUUCCUACACGAAUCAGGUUGCAUUUAGUGGUAAUCAAGAGUUAAAAAUCAAGUACAAAGUGGAACUAGACAAGGCAAAGGAGUCUGAUGCACUCCGUCGAAUGUUCUUUUGGGACCCAGUUAACAAAAAGAGGGCCUUCAUCUUGGAAGAGGACUAUACUAUUAAAACCAAAGNAAGACACUUUACCCUCAUAGAUAAAGAUGAAGUGGUUGAUGUUGGCUCGUUACUUACCUUUGAUCUUACCGUGUCAUUACCGCAAACUGCUUGUGGUGGUCUCUGCCCGGUACUGAACGACUAUCUGCCAAACACGUUCAGGGCCAUAACCGAUGCCCUUGUUCUUCAGCCUGUAGAGUGUGAGCGGAGCGACCCUGACAAUGGUACAGCGACGGUAACUUGCAACGUGGGAAAUCCCCUUCUAGGAAAAUCCAGUAAAACGUUUGGAAUCAAGUUUUCACCAGGAUCUGUGAAAGAAAGUUUCACGUUGGAAGUACUUGCAUCAAGCCAAGAUAAAGAUGCCAACGACAAGGACAACAAGAAAGUUUUCUCCAUCCCUGUGAAGUUUGAAGCGGAUGUUGAAAUCAGAGGUACCUCAAAACACGGACAGGUUGUGUAUCAAGGUGCGGUGAGGGGAUUAGAAGAAGUCACAAAAUCUUUGGAUUCCAUAGGACCAGAAGUGAUUCAGACGUUGUCUAUUCGAAACAAGGGUCCCAGUGCUGUGGACGGCUCAGUGGUGACGGUGAAUUUUCCUGCCCGUUAUCAAUCAUCCAAGCCCGACAGCUAUCUCCUCUAUCUCCUGCAGGUUGAACUUGAGGGUGCUUCAGGGAUCUGUAACGCCAAGGUCAACCCCCUGGAUAUUAAGGCAUCGAAUGACACAGCUGAACCAGACAACCAACAGUCACGCAAGCGCCGUGACACUGAUAACAAGAUGCUGGACUGUCGUACGGCGGGCUGUAAUUCGUUCUCUUGUAACCUCGGUCAGCUGAAGACGAGUGACAAAGUGGACAUCAGGCUUACGUUUCGAUUGUGGGAAAACACACUUCUCAAGGAACUUGAUCCUCCUGAAGCGGUAGACCUGGAGACGACUGCGAAGAUUAAAGUUCCCAGUCAAAUCACGCAGCCUGAUGUAAACAAUGACCAGACAACGAUUAUAACCACGGCCAAGCCAGCUCAAAAAGAAACUCAGAAAAAGAAAACUCCUUGGUGGGUAAUCUUCUUGUCUGUUCUCGGUGGAGUUCUUUUGUUGGGUGGUGCGGCAGCUGUCCUCUGGAAGCUUGGAUUUUUCAAAAGGAAACGAGCAAAAGACAUCUCGGCUCCGAUGGAUGAAAGCGUACCAAUGGCUGCCACAAACCUCGCGUGAUGCGUGACUGAAGAACAAGGAUCAAAAAAUGUAACGCGUUCUUACCGUGACAGUAGUCAUCGACUACGUUGUCGUUGCUUUAUGCACGAACAGACUUGAAGUUCUAAGUUAUGUCAAAAAUUUGUCGCUUGCUUAGAAAGUGCUACAUCUUUCUGUACUUCUUCCUCUGGGUCCUCUAGGAAACCAGAAGAAACGCUGUGACACAGCUAAAAAAGCGUUACGUGACAAUUUGAAGAAUGGCCGUGGAAGAGACUGGGAUCACUCAAACGUUUAAAAGUUCAGCUUUGCUGUAAAUCGAAAAUUUAGAGUUUAUUUUUGACUUAGUGAAUUAACAAAGAGCAUAGAGCAGUUUUCAUUUGA